Molecule: messenger RNA, 1513 nt
Organism: Cyprinus carpio (common carp)
Lineage: Eukaryota; Metazoa; Chordata; Actinopteri; Cypriniformes; Cyprinidae
Product: rhomboid domain-containing protein 3-like
Cellular component (GO): membrane
Molecular function (GO): serine-type endopeptidase activity; protein binding
Source: RefSeq, a predicted model, not a curated record
CGUUUUAAAAACAUAUUCGGGUAACGUUACCCCCACCCCCAAUGCGCUUGCCCGUAAGAAGACGUUAUUCGCUGUCAAAAUAAAAUGAUUGGCAAAUGACAUUGAUUAUUGGUGUAGCAUUAAAAUAAAUUGGAUAUUUCUGCACCUUGUAGUAAGUACACUCAUCGUUUGUUGAAGUGUCUGUUAAACAGACCUCGAUAUGCAAGCGUGAAACUGGAAACAUGAAUACAUAAUGAUACUCCUACCCUAAGCACAUAUCUAGAUAUAUAUAUAUACUUGUAAUGACAGCAACCCACCAGGUGAUGCGUUUUUCAGUUUUCUGACAAUGCUUGACCAUCUUUUUUUGGCAUGGAAAGGGUUUGGAUCAAACCGUCCAGGUUAUUGUAGUGGAACAUUUUUAAUAGUCAUAAUCAUUUUGUCGACUUGGCUUUGUGGUAUUCACGCCAGUCUAAGUUUAGGACCAGGCGGGGAUUUUCCUGGAUUUUAUGAUUUCAUCUUCUACGCCUUCAGUAAUGAAGAGUUAACCUCAUUUCUCUACAACCUUACACUGCUGCUGUGGCUUGGGCCCUGUCAGGAGAGAAGAUGGGGCACUUUUGUCUUUCUAGCCCUCUCUUUUAUCUCCACUGUGCUCCUUCCUCCUAUUUAUGCCCUCUUUCUCUUUGUUACCGGGGAUGAAGCCAGCAGGGUCAGUGGAUACUCAGCCACCCACCUUGCCCUGCUCACAGCUCAGUGUCGGCAGGUGAAGCAGAGGAGAGUCCUGCGCUUUGUUCCAGUCUGGUUCUUCCCUUGGCUCCUCUUGAUCCUCAUCCUCUUCCUGCUUCCCAGUGUUCCUGGCCUGCUGCACUUUUAUGCCAUUUGCCUGGGACUCAACUACAAUAAUGAGCUUAUUGAAAUACUGGAGCAGAUAGAGAAACUGGGUGCUUGUGCCUGCUUGCCAAAAUGGGCCUACAUCCCUGUUACCUCUCAUCCACACCUGCCAGUUUACCACAGCACCUCAAUAAGGCCAGUGCCAUUGACUGAGCCAUCAACCAGUAGAUCUCAAUUGAAAGAUCAUUCAGCAUGGCAGCAUUCUGUAUCUGAGUGGCAUCAGGAGCCUUUAAUGGCAACCGAUUCACAGUUGUUAGAGGAGAAAAUGCUGAGAGCAGGGAUAUUAGCAUCACUCCACGAUGCACCCGAGGGUGUAGCGGACAAAGUGGAAGUACCCAAGUCCUCAGUAUCCUCUUUACGGUUGCAACAGCUAGAGAAGAUGGGCUUCCCCACAGAGAAAGCUGUUGUGGCUCUGGCCGCUACAGGGCAGCUGGAUGGAGCAAUCUCUCUGCUUAUUGAUGAUCAGAUUGGGGAGGAGGCCGUGGUCAUCUCAAAAGGAAAGAAGUCAUCAUCAGCGUCAUAGCUCAGGGAUACUGCUUCAAUUUAAAGCUGAUAGCAUUGCCCUUACUCAUUCCAUUACUUAAAGGGAUACUCCACCCCAAAAUGAAAAUUUUGUCAUUAAUCACUUACCCCCAUGUCGUUCCAA